Molecule: messenger RNA, 2869 nt
Organism: Nymphaea colorata (pocket water lily)
Lineage: Eukaryota; Viridiplantae; Streptophyta; Magnoliopsida; Nymphaeales; Nymphaeaceae
Product: inactive leucine-rich repeat receptor-like serine/threonine-protein kinase At1g60630
Exons: 4
Coding region: 553-2595 (680 amino acids)
Biological process (GO): protein phosphorylation
Molecular function (GO): ATP binding; protein kinase activity; protein binding
Source: RefSeq, a predicted model, not a curated record
UGCUCUCUUAAAGCCCCUCACCUCUCUCUCUCUCUCUCUCUUCUCAGUGGCACUACAAAGUCCAAACGCCAAGCGGAAAGUUGCAAGAGCCCUAAGUUCUCGCCCUUGCAUUACGCCGUGCUGGGUUCGAUCCAUUUGCCGUCAGCCUUCUCUCCGGACGGUUUCCCGGUGAAGAUUUUGGUUGCACAAGCAAUCCAUGUUCAGUUGAUGUGAAACCUGAGAUCUGGGCCAGAGAGACGCUUACUGCCUGGGUGGGAUACAUAAAUCCCUCAGCAGGAACUUCUCGCCGGCCCGCCAAGAUUUUACCGGUUAGAGUUGCGGGACCAUCUGCAGCAGAGGCGGGACAUUGUUUGCUUGUUCGACCCAAAACGAGGACCGUAGUAUUAUGGUGUUCUUCCUUGGCAGGAACUCAUGUUCACGGUGAGAGACUGGGGAUGGAGGAAGCCGGCUGCCUGAUCAGCACCUUGCGCGGAGUCUUUGUUGUGAUCAGUGGCUGCCAUUAUCCGCUACGCGUUGUAGGAGCGGCCAGUUGGUAGGAGGGCGAAGAAAUCAAUGGCUGCCGACUCAAGAAGAGUUGGGUAUCCCUCUUUCUUUUACCUCCUCCUCUUGUUUCUCCUCCUCUGCCUUCGGCCCUCUUCAUCCGACGACUCGGCAGCUCUCCUGGCACUAAAGAAAUCCGUCGACCCCGGGAACGUGAUCAGGUGGCCGGGACGCCGUGACUUCUGCGGGUGGCCUGGAGUGAAGGAGUGCGUCGACGGACGGGUGAGGAAGCUUGUGCUGGAGUCCCUGGGUCUCAAUGGCACCCUUGAUGGCGUCUCCCUGAAUGCUCUGGACCAGAUGAGGGUGUUGAGCUUCAAAGGCAAUGCCCUCGCCGGCCCUCUCCCGUCCUUCGCCGGCCUCUCCAACCUCAAGAGUCUGUUCCUCAACAGUAACCGCUUCUCCGGUGCCUUUCCAGUCUCUCUCACCGGCCUGCACCGCCUCAAGGUUAUCGUCCUUUCUGAUAACCGCCUCUCCGGCACCAUCCCUGCGGAGAUCGCCCUCCUCCCUCGCCUCUACAUGCUGCUCCUCGACGCCAACCUUUUCACAGGUAGCGUCCCCGCGCUUUCCCAGCCCACGCUCCGCUUCUUGAACGUGUCCAACAAUGAUUUCUCCGGCCCAAUACCAGCAACUCCGGCACUCAUGCAGUUCAACGAUUCAUCCUUUGCUGGCAAUCCUGGGCUCUGCGGGGAGGAAUUGGGACGGCCCUGCAUUCCCGCCAGGCCACCGGCAUCGUCACCGGUGGGCAAUAUGCCGAAACCUGGAGGGGGGCAUGGACGGCGGCGGCUGACCAGGGCCCAGCUGGUGGCGUGCAUCGUGGCAGGUAGUUUGGUUUUGCUGCUCUUGGUGGGCCUGCUGGCAUGGUGGGCUAGCAGGGGGCGGUCGCGCGGGUGCCCAUGCGAUCAAGUGAUUGGAGUGGUUGGCGGGAAGAGGGGAAUCGAGGAGGGAGGUGGUGUAGAGGGUGGAGGCGGGGCAGCAGGAGGAGGACGGAGGAGUCGCGAGAUUGGGGAAGUAGGAGACAGGGAAAAGAGCAGGGGCUUCCCGUGGGAGGAAGAAGGGAUCGGCAGCUUGAUGUUCUGCGGAGGGGUUCAGGGGAUGUACGCGCUGGACGAUCUGCUGAAGGCAGCAGCGGAGAUUCUGGGGAGAGGGACGAUGGGCAGUACCUACAAGGCGGUGAUGGAGAGCGGUUUCAUCGUCACAGUGAAGCGGCUCAAGAACUCGAGAAAUCCUGGACCGGAGGAGUUCGCUAGGCAGAUGGAAGCGCUGGGGCAGCUCAAGCACCCCAACGUGGUGCCACUCAGGGCCUACUUCCAGGCCAAGGAGGAGAGGCUGCUCGUCUAUGACUACUUCCCCAAUGGCAGUCUCUUCUCCCUCAUUCAUGGAACAAGACCCGCCGGUGGAAAGCCACUUCACUGGACGUCCUGCCUGAAAAUAGCAGAAGACCUAGCCACUGCACUUGUUUACCUCCACCAAGUCGCCGGCAUCGUCCAUGGCAACCUCAAAUCCUCCAACAUCCUACUCGGCCCUGAUUUUGAGUCAUGUGUCACCGACUAUGGACUGGCGGCCUUCAAGCCCGACGGACUCGAUGAAGGCUCCUCCGUCUUCUACAGGCCCCCGGAGUGCAGGGGCUCCAUGAAAAACUACACCACAAAAACUGAUGUCUACAGUUUCGGGGUCCUCCUGCUGGAACUCCUCACAGGGAAAACGCCCUUCCAGGAUAUGGUUCAGAAUCCCGGAGUGGAUAUUCCCAAGUGGGUUAGGUCAGUCCGGGAAGAGGAGACGGACUCCGGCGGCGCUUCGGAGGAUCAGGCGUCAGGAGCUGAAGGCUCCGAAGACAAACUGGUGGUCCUCCUCAACAUAGCAAUGUCGUGCGUCGGCCCGGUGCCGGAGAACCGCCCGGCCAUGAGGGACGUGCUGAAGAUGAUCCACGAGGCGAGGUCCGAUCCGCACGCUUCAUCAAACAGCAGCGACCACUCGCCGGGCAGAUGGUCGGAUACCGUCCAGAGCUUACCGAGGGAGCAAGGAUCGGAGCAUCUGAAUUUUACAGAGAGGGAUUGAAGCACUAAUUGGGGGGCUUUUAGCAAGAAAAAAGAAAAGGUUUGGGUUGUGCAAACUACCCCACUGUCGAUCCUUUACGAUUUGAAAUUUUGAAUUUGUGAGUGAGAGGGAAAUGAGAAAUAUGCAGUCCAACCCUGAAAUGUUUAUAUGGAAAUUCCGGGCUAUUGAUCCCUGAGGAAGCCUGUGCGUGUAUCAUAAUUUGACGAGUUCCGAAUCAUGUAGAUGACAUCUGUGUGGAAAGAAUAAAGUUUUUAUCCUUAAAAACUUGUUCUAA